AUGUCAUUCGACUUCGAUUUGACAGCGCCUUUCCAGCAGGCGUUCACAACUCGGGAUCAGCACGAGCAUCGGCAUAAAGUGCGUCCGGUUCAGAUAAUUGCACCAUCCUCGACAGGAAAUGGAAAGUUUCGGUUGAAUGAAAGUGCACUCAACUCGGUUCUUGGACACUCGGCAUGCGCUAAUAAAAAGGUCGGCACAUCAUGA
Caenorhabditis bovis is the source of this 204-nucleotide messenger RNA. NCBI's taxonomy places the organism in Eukaryota, Metazoa, Nematoda, Chromadorea, Rhabditida, Rhabditidae. The record is from the annotation of a GenBank genome assembly.